AUGGAGGCGCUGCGGCGGCCGGCGCUGCCCGAGGCCGCGGUGCGCUACCGCCUGUUCGCGGCGGCGGCGGCGGGCCCGGGCGGCGAGGCGCUGCUGCGGCGCUGCGCUGAGCUGGCCCUGGUGCGCUUGGCCCCGCUCCUGGCCGCCUGCGUGUGGCAGCGGCAGCCGUUCCGCCUGCGCUACGUGCCGGGCCGCGGUGAGCCGGGAGCGGGCCGGGAGGCACGGCGGGAGGAGCGCCCGGAGCCGGGGAGACUGGGAGGGGGAGCCGGCGGCAGGGAAGCGGGAGCAUGCGAGGGGGAUCCGGGAGCGUGUGAGGGGAAAGCGGGGGUGUGUGAGGGGGAUCUGGAGGCCGUAAUCGAGGAGCAUCUGAAGGGGAACCCGGGAGCGUGUGAGGGGGAGCCGGCGGCCGGGAACCGAGGGCAUGUGAAGGAGAACCGGAAUCGUUUGAAGGGACCGGCGGCCGGGAACUGGGAGCUUCGGCAGUGUGUGAGGGGGGAGGUGGGCGGUGUGAGGAAGACCCGUGGCCGGGAGCCCGAAACCUGCUUAGGCAAGCAUAAAAGCUUCAUUUCCUUAAAAAUAUUUUUAUAUUUCAGGUCAUCUGAUGAAUCUCAUGUUACCUUUGAUGUGGAUUCUUUUACAAAAGCUCUGGACAGAAUUUUAGGGGCAGACUCGGAGGAGCUGGAUUCUGAUGAUGUGGAUGAGGAGGAGGAGUUUGGUUUCUCAGCUGAGGAUGAUGAGGAGCUGGAUGCUGGGAAUGGAAGGCAGGAGCAGAAGGUGUCUCCUGAGGAGCUCGUGGGCAGUCUCAAGGCGUACAUGGAGGAGAUGGACCGUGAGCUGGCACAGAGCAACGUUGGGAAAAGUUUCAGCAGCCACAAGAGAGGGGCAGGUUCUGUUGGAGCAGCCCCAUGUGAGAGUGCUGGCCCUGACUGUGGAGCUGAGGCUGCUGAGCUGGCAGCCCUGGAUGUGGACAUGAACCUGGUGGCAAAGCUGCUCGAGUCCUACAGUGCCCAGGCUGGCCUGGCAGGACCCACCUCGAGCAUUUUACAGAGCCUGGGGGUGAAUUUACCUGAGAGCACAGAGCUCCCUGGCAGCUGAGCAAGGCAGGGAGAGCCUUGGCACAAGGCAUGGCUGCUGGGGAGAUGGAGCACAGACACACGAGCAGGAUGUGGGAGAAGAGGCCAAAGGUUUGAAUUUGGAGCAUUCUGUUCAUUCUGUGUCACUUCAGCAGAGUGAAUUCAUCUGCAAAAGCUUCUGUUUGCACACUGUCUUGGGUGGAAAUGAGAUUUUCCCAGUGCUAGCACAAUUUCAGAAAACUGAAAAAUUAUGUCGAAUGCAUGACUCAAAUGAUGUUUUCUAUUAUUACAAAACCCCUCUCCCAUUUUUCCUUUCAGUGAUCCAAUUUGCCACAUUUCUAAAAUGCCCUUUUACCCAUGGCUGAGUGGGUUCAAUAUCUGGGGAGCAGUUCUUGUUCUGAAAAUGCUGCUGCCUUCAGGGGCAGGUGGGGAAAUACCACAUGGCAGGGAGAGUAAUUGGAUCAAAUG
Melozone crissalis (California towhee) is the source of this 1541-nucleotide messenger RNA. RefSeq lists its product as uncharacterized. The record is from RefSeq and is a predicted model, not a curated record. Gene Ontology annotation, cellular component: nucleus. The transcript has 5 exons. NCBI's taxonomy places the organism in Eukaryota, Metazoa, Chordata, Aves, Passeriformes, Passerellidae. The coding region runs from base 1 to 1095 and encodes 364 amino acids.